Messenger RNA from Haliotis rufescens (red abalone), 543 nucleotides. RefSeq lists its product as uncharacterized. The coding region runs from base 1 to 543 and encodes 180 amino acids. Lineage: Eukaryota; Metazoa; Mollusca; Gastropoda; Lepetellida; Haliotidae. The transcript has a single exon. The record is from RefSeq and is a predicted model, not a curated record.
AUGAAGGCAGAUGUGUACAGUAUGAAGACAGAUGUAUACAGUAUGAAGACAGAUGUGUACAGUAUGAAGACAGAUGUAUACAGCAUGAAGACAGUUGUGUACAGGAUGAAGAUAGAUGUAUACAGUUUGAAGACAGAUGUGUACAGUAUGAAGACAGAUGCGUACAGUAUGAAGACAGAUGUGUACAGUAUGAAGACAGAUGUGUACAGUAUGAAGACAGAUGCGUACAGUAUGAAGAUAGAUGUGUACAGUAUGAAGAUAGAUGUGUACAGUAUGAAGACAGAUGUAUACAGUAUGAGGACAGAUGUGGACAGCAUGAAGGCAGAUGUGUACAGUAUGAAGACAGAUGUGUACAGUAUGAAGACAGAUGUAUACAGUAUGAAGACAGAUGUAUACAGUAUGAAGGCAGAUGUAUACAGCAUGAAGACAGAUGUAUACAGUAUGAAGACAGAUGUGUACAGCAUGAAGAUAGAUGUGUACAGUAUGAAGACAGAUGUGUACAGUAUGAAGACAGAUGUAUACAGUAUGAAGGCAGAUGUGUAA